This is a messenger RNA of Camellia sinensis, 1769 nucleotides long. The record is from RefSeq and is a predicted model, not a curated record. Lineage: Eukaryota; Viridiplantae; Streptophyta; Magnoliopsida; Ericales; Theaceae.
AUGACACAGACAGAGACAGAGACAGAGAGUAAUUCUCAGUUGAGGAAAUGCAGAGAGCGAGAGAGAAUACGGAACUGCGAAAGAAUGGAGAUUUUGGAGAAAAGAAAGUGGAGUGGGGUUGCUGGGUUGCCUCCGAGAGAGAGAGAGGAUUUGGGCAAUGAUGGUGCUGGCCGGAGUAACAAGCAAUUGGCUAGUUUUGCUGAAGAGGCCGAUGAUCAAUUGUACGAUAAGGUGUUACUCUGUCCUCGCUUGAAUCCUCAUUUGCAUCAAGACGAGCCCUUGCACUUUCUAUGCACCGAGCACGAUGAUGAUGAUGCCUCAUCGAUUGUGGCAGGCAGGAAAUCACCGCAGAAUGGGGUGGCAGCAAAAGGAGCGAACGGAGGAGGAAGGGGGCGAGGCAAAAAACAGGGCAACAAGAAGGAAGUGAUCGAUUUGCGGACUCUGCUAUCUCAGUGUGCACAAGCUGUUGCGAACGCAGACAUCAGGAAUGCUAAUGAACUCCUGAAUCGGAUCAGGCAACAUGCUUCACCAACCGGCGAUGGCACCGAAAGGUUGGCCUAUUACUUCGCCAACGCGCUCGAGGCCCGCUUGGCUGGCACCGGGACAUCAUUGUAUGCCGCUUUUAAGACCAAGAGGAUAUCAGUUGCUGAUAUCUUGAAAGGUUACCAAGUCUUUAUGAAGGCAUGCCCUUUCAACAAGAUGUCCAAUAUGUUUGCCAACAAAUCAAUUGCGGCACUGGUUCAUGCAAAACAGACGCUUCACAUAAUUGAUUUCGGUGUCCUUUAUGGGUUCCAAUGGCCCUGCCUCAUCCAGCAUUUCUCCGUUAGGGAAGGCGGGCCUCCGAAGAAGCUCCGAUUUACUGGAAUUGACUUUCCACAACCGGGUUUUCGGCCAAAAGAAAGGGUCGAGGAAACAGGACGUCGGCUAGCGAUUUACUGCAAGAGAUUUAAUGUCCCAUUUGAGUACACUGCAAUAGCCAAGAAAUGGAGCACUAUCGAACUUGAGGAGCUCAACAUCGAUAGAGACGAAGUACUUGUUGUGAAUUGUUUGUACCGGCUAAGAAACGUACCCGAUGAGACGGUUGUCGAGAGCAGUCCGCGUGAUGCUGUUCUCAACUUGGUGAAGAGGAUCAAUCCGGAUAUGUUCAUCCAUGGAGUUAUCAACGGGACAUACAACGCACCCUUUUUUGUAACCCGAUUUAGGGAGGCACUUUUCCACUUCUCCGCAGGAUUUGAUGUGUUUGAGACCACUUUACCACGCGAAGAUCAGGGUAGGAUGUUGUAUGAGAAGGAGAUCCUUGGAAGGGAUGUUAUGAACGUCAUAGCGUGUGAAGGUACAGAGAGGGUUGAGAGGCCGGAGACAUACAAGCAGUGGCAAGUUAGGAAUACGCGAGCCGGGUUCAGGCAGCUACAGCUGAACAAGGAGCUCGUGACAGAGGUGAAGACUAAGGUGAAGUUGUAUUACAACGAGAAUUUCGUGGUGGAUGAGGACGGUAAGUGGCUGCUGCAAGGAUGGAAGGGUCGAAUCAUGUUUGCUCUGUCUUGUUGGAAACCUGUCAAGGAGCGGUAAAAAAAAAAAAAUUAAAGUGCAAUUCUGGUUAGUGUUUAGAGCCGUUGAAUCAUGGUGCUAUGCUACUAUCCACGAAUUCAGUAAUGUAUAGCUCGUUGGUCUUGUAAUGCCCUUGCACUUCCUGCUACCUGUUUCUUCUAGGAAUGUACUCGAUAUCUAGUGUUUAAUAGAGAUUUGUUUAAUGCCUUUUCUGUGCACCA